Messenger RNA from Adineta ricciae, 855 nucleotides. NCBI's taxonomy places the organism in Eukaryota, Metazoa, Rotifera, Eurotatoria, Adinetida, Adinetidae. The record is from the annotation of a GenBank genome assembly.
AUGGAAAAUUUCCGCAUAGGUUUUAUUGGUGGUGGUCGUAUCGUUCAAGCGUUACUCGAAGGACUUGAACAAGCAAACUAUUUGCAAAAUAUGAGCAUUUGGAUCAGUUGUCCAUCAGCAGACAAUGAAAAUUCAUCAUUAAAAUGUUACGGCAAUCGUAUACGAAUGACAACAUCGAAUACAGUCUUAUGUACCAAUUGUGAUAUUGUUGUCUUCGGUGUUAAAGCUAAACUAAUCAAAUCGAUUUGUAGCGAACUUGUAAAAACAGUGGACAACGCCAGUUUGGCGCAGGUAUUAUUUGUCUCAGUCAUUCCUGGUUUAACUAUAUCAACAAUAGCACAAUGGCUACAUACACAAGAAAAUAUCAUUCGGAUUAUGUACAAUGUUAACGUUGCGAAAUGUAAUGGAUCCUAUGCUCUGUCAUCAUCGAAAACCAAUGAGAAUGAUUCACGUCAAAUCUAUUUAAAAUCGGUUUUUGAUAAAGUUGCGUACUUUGCUGGAAAUGUUACCGAAUCCGAAUUGGAUAUCAUGUGCGCACUGAUCGGCAGUGGUCCGGCUUUCUUCUGUACAGCCGUGGAAGGUUUAGCUGAUGGCGCGGUGAAAGCUGGUCUAUCACGCCAAUUAGCAAAUACGCUAGCUGCUCGGACAAUGCUCGGUUGCGCUGAUAUUCUUGUCACGUCGUCAAAGCAUCCAGCAGAACUUAAGAACGAUAUAUCCACACCCGCUGGUACGACAAUAUAUGGUUUGCAUGAACUGGAGAAUCGAGGUGUGCGAGGUGCAUAUAUGGAUGCACUGAUGUCUGCAUUCAAUCGUGCACAAACGAUGGCUGAUCAAUUAGCUCGAGACUUGAAAUAA